This is a messenger RNA of Nerophis lumbriciformis (worm pipefish), 6975 nucleotides long. It is a transcript of the gene kif19, whose product is annotated as kinesin family member 19. Gene Ontology annotation, biological process: microtubule-based movement. Gene Ontology annotation, molecular function: microtubule binding; microtubule motor activity; ATP binding. Lineage: Eukaryota; Metazoa; Chordata; Actinopteri; Syngnathiformes; Syngnathidae. The record is from RefSeq and is a predicted model, not a curated record.
CAACCGAGGAUUUUACAGUAAAAAAAAAAAAUUAACCGGACAGCUCUGUCGACAGAAUUUUACUGUAAAAAACAAAACAAAAAAACAUUGGUGGUUUUUUUUUAACUUACAACACUACGUAAUAUGCUGUAAAAAAAAAAAAAACAUAAAAAAGGGCUGAAACUGUGAUGUUGUAGUACUUACUUUUGCCGGCAGGUGUCGACAAAGCUGCAAGAGCCACUGAAAAUGCGUUCUUAUAUCUAAAAAACAAAAAAGGAAGAAAUUCCUGUUUUGUCCUUCCAAAUAAAGUUUAUGAGGUACACCAAUUGUUAGUUAGAUGCAUUAUAAUUUUUUUAUAUGUAAUUUUAUCAUUUUUUAUCUAUUUUUGGGGGGGAAUCGCAUCGCCACACUGCGAGGGGCGUGUCUAAUAUUUUGCCGUGGAGUCGGGGGGGAACCAAAACACGUCACGAUUGUUUACCGAGUCCGAGUCUCCAGGGGCGACGUGCGCGUCCACAGCGACGCAUUUACACGCACGUGCGCGCGCGUGCACGCCCCCGCCCCCGCCCCUAGGGCAAAAGGCAAGCCAGAGUGAACGAGGGCUGGACCUGCAGGUGUGCGCCUCAUCUUACCUGCACCAGGAGGGGGUCACACACCGGGAAGACGCGCCUCUCGUGGCCGACCGUCGACGCUCCUCGGCCGGCCGAGACUCUGCAAAGGAGCCGCUCUGGGACGGAACCCCAAGGAAGAAAGGAAUAGAUUUAAUUUGUUUUAAAUAUAGAGAAGUGGGACGGAGAAUUGGGCUGGGGGGCUCCGGGAGGUGACAUGCCGGUUCAGAUAAAGUACGGUACGGUACGGACCGGACCCUGAAUCGUGAUGCACUUUAACCGGGCGCCGAAGAGAGCAUGAAGGACACUGGAGAAUCUAAAGAGCAACAACUAACUGUCGCCCUGAGGAUCCGCCCCCUCAGCGAUGGCGAGCAAGAAGAGGCGGCGACCAUCGUGGCUCACCGGCUGGACGACCAGAUGGUGGUCCUGAUGGACCCCAUGGAGGACCCGGACGACGUCCUGCGGGCCAACCGCUCCAGGGAGAAGACGUACGUGUUCGACGUGGCCUUCGACUACCUGGCCAGUCAGGAGGAAGUGUAUCGAGCCACCACCAAGGGCCUGAUCGAGGGCCUCAUAUCAGGCUACAACGCCACCGUCUUCGCCUACGGACCAACGGGUUGUGGGAAGACGUACACGAUGCUGGGGACCGACAAGGAGCCUGGCAUCUACGUCCGCACCUUGAACGAACUCUUCAGAGCCAUCGAGGAGACCAGCGACGACAUGAUGUACAGCGUCUCCAUGUCCUACCUGGAGAUCUACAACGAGGUGAUCCGGGACCUUCUGAACCCGUCCUCGGGCUUCCUGGACCUGAGGGAGGACGCCAAGGGCGUGAUCCAGGUGGCGGGCAUCACUGAGGUGUCCACCAUCAACGCUCAGGAGAUCAUGGAGCUGCUGAUGAAGGGCAACAAGCAGCGCAUGCAGGAGCCCACGGCCGCCAACCAGACGUCGUCACGCUCGCACGCCGUGCUGCAAGUGGCCGUCAAGCAGCAGAGUCGCUGCCGCGACGUCCUACAGGAAGUCCGCUUCGCCCGCCUCUUCAUGAUCGACCUGGCCGGCUCGGAGCGAGCAGCACAGACCCAGAACCGGGGUCAGAGGUUAAAAGAGGGCGCCCACAUCAACCGCUCCCUGCUGGCGUUGGGGAACUGCAUCAACGCGCUGAGCGACAAGAACGGCAACAAGUACGUCAACUAUCGAGACAGCAAGCUGACCAGACUCCUCAAGGACGCCCUGGGCGGGAACAGCCGCACCGUCAUGAUCGCCCACAUAAGCCCCGCCUCCGUGGCGUUUGAGGAGUCCCGCAACACGCUGGCGUACGCCGACCGUGCCAAGAGUAUUCGCACGCGGGUGAAAAAGAACCUGAUAAACGUGUCGUACCACAUCGCUCAGUACACCAACAUCAUCUCGGACCUUCGCUGCGAGAUCGAACGCCUCAAGAAGAAGAUCACCGACCAGGCGGCCCGCCAGCACGGCUCCGACAGAGCCGACAUCCGCCACGUCCAGGCGGAGGUCCAGGCCCACUCGUGCAAGCAGAGUCGGGUCGACAUGGACCAGCUGAGGGAGCAGCUCCUGGACGCUUUCCGCCAGCAGAUGGAGAUCCGCAGGAACCUGAUGGCACUGGAGAAUAACAACAUGGAGAUCCAGAUUGACACGUCCAAGCAGCUGCUCACCAUCGCAGACUGGGAGCACGAGCGCAGCCGGCGAAGGAGGAAGUGGAGAGCGGAAAAACGAAAGGAAAGCACGAGUAAAGAUGACAGCGAGAAGGACUCCGACUCUCUGGACUCUCCGCCGGACUCCAACGUGACGGAGGAGGUGGCGUUGGCCAGAGAGAACCUGGUGGCUCUAAUGACUCAGCAGAAGAAGCUCCACAAGCAGAAGGCGCAGCUGGAGCGCAAGUUCCUGGAGCUGCGAGACAAGGCCCGCCACUUGGAGGAGCUUCUUCCGCGGAGGGUGAGCUCAGAGGAGCAGCGGGAGAUACUGGGCCUCCUGUGCAAGGUGCACGAGCUGGAGAUCGAGAAUGCGGAGAUGGAGUCGCACGCUCUCCUCAAAGACAACGUGAUCCGGCAGAAGAACUUUGUGGUGAAGCGUUUCGAGAUGCACCGGCAUCUCUGCGACGAGAUCAUACAGCAGCAGCGGCAGUUCAUCAACGACCACAGCCUUCUAGUCCCGCCCCAACUACAGGAGCUCUAUGAAAUCUACACCAGAGAGCUGGACGAGAGGAAGCUGGACCGAGCCGUGGCUUUGGACAAGGUGACCACAAGGCACACCAUCAAGGGGGGCUCUCUCCCCAAGAUCGCCCUGCCCGCUCAAAACCGCGACGCCAUCCAGGAUCUGGACUCGGACCAGGAGAGCGUGCGCAACACGUGCGCGGACGAGCGGCGAGGACAAGCCAAACUUCGCAGGCACACCCUGCCUCCCAUCCUGCCGGAGCCUGACCAGGACAACAACCGGGUUUUUAAGAACGCCGCUCAGUCCCGACACACGAAGAACUCCGCGGUAAUGACGCCGCCUCCCAUCCAUAUCAACGGGAAGGGCAACAGAGAGCCGCUCGCACCAGUGAGCUCACUCAGCUACACCCACCUCAGCCACAGUGUCAGCAGCCACCUGGACUCAUCGCCUGAAAGCAGCGAGGCGGGUCCUGACGCCCCCCUUUCACGAAACGAGAGGCAGCAGAUCCUCAGGGGGGUCCACAACAUUUCAGUGAAGGCGGCCCGGCGGCGCUCCAAAGCCAGGGAGGCCGAGUCCCUGCGGUUGCCCCCGGCGCCCUCGCCGAUGGAGCCCCCGAAGCGAAAGAGCGGCCUCUUCUCCGGCGAGGCGCUCCCUGGCGGUCUGCCCUCGCGGCGCGGCCGACAGCCCAGCCCCGAGCUCCGGCACGCCACGUCCGACGACAACCUGUCCAGCAGCACCGGCGAGGGCCCCGGCGUGCGGGCGACGUGGAUGAGGCCCCACAAGCCCGGCAGCAAGAACCAAACCCCCCGGGAGGCCGACUUUGAGGCGCGCCGCAAGAAGAGGCGCUCGCGCUCGUUCGAGGUCUCCGGGCAAGCCCUGCCCCAGUCCAAAACAACCCCAGCUUCAAGGUUCCGACCCCUGGACAGCACGUCAGACCCUCACCUCCAUAUCAACGGUCAGCCCCAGGUGCCCAUGCUCCGCCCCCUUUAUCGAGGGGUCCCGCCCCUUGCCAAAGUCAGGGCCCCACUCAGCAACCAGCAAGCAGGCGGGGCCCCCUCAGAGGCCCCCACACCGCAGCUGAACAACCUGAAGCGGGUCCCCUUCCUGCGGCAGCCCCAGCCGCCCCUCCACGUGGCCUCCAACGGGGGCCAGCGCCCACGCAGACAUUGAGGUGUACUUUGGACGCUGGCAAUGCAAAAGACAUAGAAGAUGGUGGAGCCAUGAUGACGCCAAAAGUGCUAACCAAAAUAGCUGCGAUGGUUGUGCACGCCUUCUCCCAUGUGGGGAGAACAUUUUUUCUCACGCCCCCCCUGAAGACGUCAUUUUUUCCUCACGCAUCUCCAUGGGAACAUACAUUUUCUCUUAUGUGCCCCUUCAAGACAUCAUUUUUUUCUCAUGCACCCCAUUGUAGACGUAAUUUUUUUCUCACGCCCCCCUUGGGGACAUCAUUUCUUUCUCACACCCCUCCAUGGGAACACACAUUUUCUCUUAUGUGCCCCUUGAAAACCUAAUUUGGGAACAUACAUUUCCUCUCACGUUCCCCUUCGAGACAUACAUUUUUUGUCACGCACCCCAUUGUAGACAUCAUUUUCUCUCACGCUCCCUUUGGGGACAUCAUUUAUUUCUCUCGCCCCCCCUGUUGACGUAAUUUUUUUCCUCACGCACCUUCAUGGGAACAUACAUUUUCUCUUAUGUGCCCCUUUAAGACAUCAUUGUUCUCUCAUACACCCCAUUGUAGACGUAAUUUUCUCUCACGCCCCCCCCUUGGGGACAUCAUUUCUUUCUCUCACCCCCCUUGAAAACGUAAUUUUUUUUCUCACACCCCUCCUUGGGAAUAUACAUUUCCUGUCACGUGCCCGUUCAAGACAUAAUUUGUUUCUCACGCCCCCUAAAGGGAAACAUUUUUGUCACGCCCCCCUUGAGACACCAUUGUAGAUGUAAUUUUCGUUCACGGCCCCCCUUGGGGACAUCAUUUCUUUUUCUCGCCCCCAUUGGAGACAUUUUUUUUCUCAAGCCCUCUUCAAUACAUAAUUUUUUAUUCUCACGCACCCUUUGGAGCUUUUUUUUUUCACGUGCUCUUUCGAGACAUAAUUUUUUUUCUCACGCACCCCAUUGUAGACAUCAUUUUCUCUCACGCUCCCCUUGGAGACAUAAUGUAUUUAUCUUCCCCCCCUUGAAAACCUUUUUUUUUUUCACGCCCUUCCUUGGGAACAUACAUUUCCUCUCACGGUCCCCUUCGAGACAUCACGCACCCCAUUGUAGAUGUAAUUUUCUCUCGCGCCCCUCUUGGGGACAUCAUUUUCUGUCUCUCGCCCCCUGCCCCCUUUGAAAACAUUUUUUUUCUCACACCCCUCUUUAGGAACAUACAUUUUUUGUCACGCCCCCUUUGAGACACUAUUGUAGAUGUAAUUUUCUCUCACGCCCCCCUUGGGAACAUCAUUUCUUUUUCUCGCCCCCAUUGGAGACAUUUGUUUCUCAAGCCCUCUUCAAUACAUUAUUUUUUCUGACACACCCCUUGGAGAUCUUUUUUUUCACAUGCUCUUUCAUCAUUUUUUUCUCAGGCACCCUAUUGUAGACAAAUUUUCUCUCACGCUCCCCUUGGGGACAUAAUUUAUUUCUCUCGCCCCCCCUGAAGACGUAAUUUUUUUCCUCACGCACCUCCAUGGGAACAUACAUUUUCUCUUAUGUGCCCCUUCAAGACAUAAUUUUUCUCCCAUGCACCCCAUUGUAGACGUACUUUUCUCUCACGCCCCCCCCCCCCUUGGGGGACAUAAUUUCUUUCUCUCGCCCCCCUUGAAAAUGUAAUUUUUUUUCUCACACCCCUCCUUGGGAAUAUACAUUUCCUGUCACGUGCUCGUUCAAGACAUAAUUUGUUCCUCACGCCCCCCAAAGGGAGACAUUUCUUGUCACGCCCCCUUUGAGACACCAUUGUAGAUGUAAUUUUCCCUCACGCCCCCCCUUGGGGACAUCAUUUCUUUUUCUUGCCCCCAUUGGAGACAUUUUUUUUCUCAAGCCCUCUUCAAUACAUUAUUUCUUUCUCACGCACCCCUUGGAGCUUUUUUUUUUUCACGUGCUCUUUCGAGACAUUAUUUUUUUUCUUACGCACCCCAUUAUAGACAUCAUUUUCUCUCACGCUCCCCUUGGAGACAUAAUGUAUUUAUCUUGCCCCCCCCCCCCCCCCCUUGAAAACCUUUUUUUUUUUCACGCCCUUCCUUGGGAACAUACAUUUCCUCUCACGUUCCCCUUCGAGACAUACAUUUUUUGUCACGCACCCCAUUGUAGAUGUAAUUUUCUCUCAUGCCCCCCCUUGGGGACAUCAUUUCUUUCUCUCGCUCCCCUUGAAAAUGUUUUGUUUUUUCUCACACCCCUCCUUAGGAAUAUACAUUUCCUGUCACGUGCUCGUUCAAGAUAUUAUGUUUCUCACGCCCCCCAAAGGGAGACAUUUUUUGUCACGCCCCCUUUGAGACACCAUUGUAGAUGUAAUUUUCUCUCACGCCCCCCUUGGGGACAUCAUUUCUUUCUCACACCCCUCCAUGGGAACACACAUUUUCUCUUAUGUGCCCCUUGAAAACCUAAUUUGGGAACAUACAUUUCCUCUCACGUUCCCCUUCGAGACAUACAUUUUUUGUCACGCACCCCAUUGUAGACAUCAUUUUCUCUCACGCUCCCUUUGGGGACAUCAUUUAUUUCUCUCGCCCCCCCUGUUGACGUAAUUUUUUUCCUCACGCACCUUCAUGGGAACAUACAUUUUCUCUUAUGUGCCCCUUUAAGACAUCAUUUUUCUCUCAUACACCCCAUUGUAGACGUAAUUUUCUCUCACGCCCCCCCUUGGGGACAUCAUUUCUUUCUCUCACCCCCCUUGAAAACGUAAUUUUUUUUCUCACACCCCUCCUUGGGAAUAUACAUUUCCUGUCACGUGCCCGUUCAAGACAUAAUUUGUUUCUCACGCCCCCUAAAGGGAAACAUUUUUGUCACGCCCCCCUUGAGACACCAUUGUAGAUGUAAUUUUCGCUCACGCCCCCCUUGGGGACAUCAUUUCUUUUUCUCGCCCCCAUUGGAGACAUUUUUUUUCUCAAGCCCUCUUCAAUACAUAAUUUUUUAUUCUCACGCACCCUUUGGAGCUUUUUUUUCUUUCACGCGCUCUUUCGAGACAUAAUUUUUUUUCUCACGCACCCCAUUGUAGACAUCAUUUUCUCUCACGCUCCCCUUGGAGACAUAAUGUAUU